AUGCUUGGGGGGAGAGGGCGGGUCAUGGCAGCGGCACUGCUACAUGCGCUGCUCGCAACGGGAGAGGUAGGAAGAGACACGAGCUCUCGCUCUUGUCCAACGGCUCCUUCCCCAAACCUCCACCAUAUGAUGAGCCAGCAUGACGUCAGCAGCAACGAGACGCUGCGAUACGUGAUGCAGCUCAGAGGGGACAAGCAUGUCAGGAUCGCCGAGGGCCUCUACAUGUGGGACUGGCGGUACAUGAGCCCAUGGCUUAGGAGACGACGAGAUAAAGUGCGCGAGUUCUGUAUGGAACCACAUGAGGGAGGGCAAGUUCACCUGAAAGGCGAUCAGGCGGUCCUUGAUGGCCAGUGGGACUUUCACCCGCGGUGCUCGGGGUCCUUCACCGACCUUGUUUUCCGGUACAGCACCAUCGUCGUGGAUGGACGAGAACUUAUGCUGCUCAAUGGUGGGUCCUGGGUGGUGAGGAUGUGCGAGCUGAAGGCCUCCGGCAUGCAGGUCCUUCGUUGCCAGAGAGACAGCCGAGUGGACAUGUCGAAGAGCGUGGUGGGAGGGAUCACCUUCGACCCCUACGAGCCCGAUGCCAAUCAGGAUUACCUCAGAGCUAGUAACGGGCUGGUGGCCAUAGAAACGAGCAGAGCGUCUCUGCAUUCUUGCGAGCUAUCGAUGACAGGCUUGCUGGAUGGCAGUGCACUCAAGGCCUCUGGGAAGUCGAGCGUGAAAGCGAGUCAGUGCACCUUCAUGCAGAAUGUUGUGAGUGUGUUUGUAAGCCAAAACUGCUCCGUGCUGGUGGAGGACAGCGUCUUCAUGCACAAGAGGUUGAGCCACCUCCUGGUUGGACCUCCUCUUCCCUCCAACGCCAGGCUGAGCUUCUUUCGCAACCGAGGGGUCGGAAGUCUGUGGGGGCUGAACGGGAGACCCAAGGUGUGGGAAGAGCGAGACAACUUCUUUCCGGAGCAGGAAGAGAAGUCAAACCUCGAGCUGCUACGAGAAAACUUUGCUUAUGUCCCGCUGUACGAAAACAAAGGAAUCGGAGAGAAACCUGAUUGGCUGCUUGCAAGGGAAGGCGGGUACCUGAUAGAGACCGGCGACCACAUUGUCUAUUGCCUGACAUGCGGGAAAGACAACAAUCUCAAUCACUUCUUGACGUGUCAGCACUGCUAUGAUCCGCGACAGCAGUUCCAGCGCAAGUACGGCCUGGGAGAUAUCAUGAAUGUGACUGCUCUGUUCGACUCCUUGCAAGAAGAGAAACGAGAGAAACGAGAGUUCCGUCGAGACGAAGACAUCGAGCGAGCCAGGCAAAUGGCAGAGACAACUCGUCAAUGGCCUUGGACGAGGCCCAAGGAGCUUCAGCAAGUGAAGGCAAGCAGCAAGCCCGUCGCUGACUUUCUCGCAUCCACUCAACGUCUGCAUACAGUUGAAGAACUGCGGACUAACUUCACUGAAGCUUACAAGGAAAAAGAAACCCUCAAGGCGAUGUAUCGCAGCAGGCGAGAGGAAGACGUCAGGGUCCUGCUGGUACAGGCGCAAGAGAAAUAUGCGCGAGCACGAGCAGCUUUCGUCAAGGCGCUGGAUGAGCUGCCCAAGCAAGAUCGCUCAUGA
Messenger RNA from Guillardia theta CCMP2712, 1602 nucleotides. RefSeq lists its product as hypothetical. Lineage: Eukaryota; Cryptophyceae; Pyrenomonadales; Geminigeraceae. Bases 1 to 1602 code for a protein of 533 amino acids. The record is from RefSeq and is a predicted model, not a curated record. The transcript has a single exon.